This is a messenger RNA of Rotaria socialis, 351 nucleotides long. The record is from the annotation of a GenBank genome assembly. Lineage: Eukaryota; Metazoa; Rotifera; Eurotatoria; Philodinida; Philodinidae.
AUGACGCAUACAUUCUAUCACCAUCACAAUCAUGGUCGUUUAAAACAAGAUUUUGGUAUAAAAAUUAAUUGUAAAAAACAAACAAUUAAAACAAAAUAUUUUACCGGCACCCCAUUAUAUUCAAAAGCAAUAAUUGAACGUUUAAAAACACAUCGAAUUAGUGAAGAUUUUCAGUCAGUUGAAUUAUGUAAUUUAGAUUAUCAUUCAGAACGUGAUCCACAUAUUGAUGAUGUAUGGAUAUGGCGUGAACGUUUAAUAACAAUUAAUUUACUACCAAAUACAAUGCUUUCAUUGAUACCAAAUGAAAAAGAUUCAAAUAAAAUAAUUGAUAUAGCAUUACCACGUCGAUAG